This is a messenger RNA of Arvicanthis niloticus (Nile rat), 1194 nucleotides long. Lineage: Eukaryota; Metazoa; Chordata; Mammalia; Rodentia; Muridae. The record is from RefSeq and is a predicted model, not a curated record.
GAAGGUAUAAGCAGAAACCUUAUAAACCUCUGCUUUCAACCUUAGCCAGACCCUUUGUGCUGUGGGCAGCAAUGCAUGCUCACAACUGUCAAAGCGCUGACAACAGGUGACUGCUGAGGCACAAGCCCUAAGUAGGACGGCUGUCAGCAGCCAAGAAGGCCAGCUAAUGUUCCAGCCGGCAAUACUAGCUGAACAUCCUGAGACAGUGUGACUACAUCAGUCUCUAGGAGAAUCCAUCUCUGAUUUGCAGUUGACACCCAGGGCAUAGCAGCUGCACCAAGGAUUCCGGAGAAGUUGAAUGACAUGAAACUUCACGGAGUUAAGUGACAGUCUACGUGCCUGGCCUCGAGGGAUGGCCAGCCAGAGGCCCAGCCGACCUACCUGCAUCAGGGCAGCAUUCAGUGCAGCUGGCUUUCGGAAGUGGCAGAGACACGCGCGCCAUCGCCUUCAGGUCAACUCCAGAAGGAACCUCAUGGACUUUGCUGAAGGCAUCUGGAGAGAGUUUUUAGAUCCUUAUGACGGUGACUCGGAAGACACCCCAGGCCAUUCCAACUACCGCAGCUACCGCCAGCGUGCCUACCGCCUCCUGGGUGACAGGAACCGCAACUCACCUUCCUACACACUGAGGUUCAGGACUACAGAGGAGGCCAGCGUGGAAGACUCGCUCCCAAAGGCUCCAGACCUCACCAUGAAAGCUUCUGGCUGGGCCCCUAUAACCCUGGAAGCUGACGACGUUGACAUGCAGCCUGAGGGUGAACUAAAGACACUGAGCCCCCCAGAGACCAAUGGACGUCCUGGCAGGCUGUCCCCGGCACCAGAGGACUGGAGGAUGACAAGGGCUGCUAGCCCCCUCAUUCCUGUGGAGACCCCAGAGAUAGGCAGACACCUGCUGAGCAGAGCCAGAGCCAACCGGACACCACCCAGACUUGGGAGUGACAGAGAUAAGGGGCCCAGGCUGUCGCUUUCCAAGAGAAAACUGGAGCUCCUACUUGGAGAGCCUGAGAGAGUUAAGAGAAAGAAGAAGUAAGGAAGCUGAGUGCAAGUCUGCUGCUGCUGCUGCUGCUGCUGCUGCUGCUGCUGCUGCUGCUGCUGAGGUCUGGGUCUCCUCUCCAAGACAUGUUCUCCCAUGGUGGCAGGACAUGGUUUCCAAGUGCAAAUAAAAAUGGCACCAGGAGGAGGUGCCCGUUCUUGGCA